GCACAUUCUCCUACAUUGGUAAGACUUUAUAGGAGGGAAACACGGAGGGAUGGAUGAGACAGGUAAUAGGUUCUGGAAACUCGCCAUUUUGUUUCUUUUCUAGAGACUUAUGCAGACAUAGAAAUACUCAAACACAAAGAACUUAAGGGACACCACACCGAGGAUCUCUAAUGGACCAAUGCUGGGGUUUACAUGACAGAGUCACCCGACAGAAACCGCUUACAUCACUUUAAGGAGACAGAAGGGGAACUAUGAACUCUAUAUACACCCAGUGAAUGCCUAUUUCCUCCUGAAACGGCAGCGCUGCCGACUGUCGUGAUCUGUGGAGAGUCACUCAGAAGAAGCGCCAGGAUGUCAAACCCAACAGAGCCCCUCAUGCCCAGCCGGAGUCCAAAGCACCGAGGUUACAGCGAUGAGUCCUCGCCUCCACCCUACUCCUACGAGGACCAGCAGCCUCCACCCUACUCUGCCGCCCCAGUCGGGUCCGGUCCAUACAAAAGUGAGGCCGCCUGCGUGGGAUACGAGUCUUUCCAAGACAUAAUGCCAGAGGCUGCAUCAGAAACGACUCCCAUUAUAUCCUCGUGGACGUUUGACGACACAACAGUGAGAAGAGGGUUUAUUAGAAAGGUGUUUAGCAUCUUGACGCUCCAGCUGGUGUUCACCUUCAGCGUGGUCUGUGUGUUCACCUUCUCCAGCGUCGUCAAACAGGCCGUGCAGACCCACCUGUGGGCUUACCUCAGCUCCUUCAUCGUGUUCGCUGUGGUGGCCAUCGUCCUCAGCUUCUGCAAAUCCUUCAGCAGGCGUCACCCCUGGAACAUCGUGGGGCUGGUCAUUGUCACCCUCAGCCUGUCCUACAUGGUGGGGACCAUCGCCUCCUUUCACAACACCACUGCCGUCGUCAUCACCAUGGCGGUGACGCUGGUCAUUUCUGUUGCCAUCAUUGCGUUCUCAGCACAGACUCGUUAUGACUUUACCAUUUGCUACGGCGUGCUGCUCAUCCUGGCCUUGGAUGUCUUAAUGUUCGGGUUCCUCUGCACCUUCUACUACUCCCACGUUGGCGAGAUCGUCUACGGGUGUCUGGGAGCUCUGCUGUUUUCUCUGUUCCUGUUGAUCGACUGUCAGCUGAUGAUGGGGAUGAUGAGCCAUCGGCUGAAUCCAGAGGAAUACGUCAGCGCUGCUCUCACGCUCUACCUGGACAUAGUCCUCAUCUUCCUCUACCUGUUGGGGAGGAGGUGAAGCCGUGUACAACACCAGCAGAACCAAACCGGAAUGAUCAAAUGUAUAUAAUUAAAGAAAUAAAUAUGACAAAUUAUAAUUUUUGCUUUAUUUAGCAGCGUUUUAUUGCAUUCAUACUGUCUGAAGCAGUUCCAUGAAUAAAUGACUUCUUUCCACCUUUUUAAUAACAGAGGUUAGUUGUGUUUUAGAUGAGCACAAGCAAAACAAAAACAAAAAA
Molecule: messenger RNA, 1453 nt
Organism: Fundulus heteroclitus (mummichog)
Lineage: Eukaryota; Metazoa; Chordata; Actinopteri; Cyprinodontiformes; Fundulidae
Product: protein lifeguard 1
Exons: 6
Coding region: 352-1236 (294 amino acids)
Biological process (GO): negative regulation of apoptotic signaling pathway
Cellular component (GO): membrane; endoplasmic reticulum; Golgi apparatus
Source: RefSeq, a predicted model, not a curated record